AAUAAGUGAGGGAGGGACUUAAUGAUACUAAUCCUAAUUUAAGCGAGGGAGCAUCAGCGCUAUUGGCGGCCGCUGUUCCCCUUUCCCGCGUUCGGUUCGCCUCGCCCAUUGAGGUAAUUUGAUUGGUACCAUUUCCGAAUACUGGGGUUUUGAUUUUUGAGUUUCGUAUACUUCUCUCGCCUUAAUUUUGAUUUUUUCAUCAUCCCUGCUGUUGCCGCUGAAAAAAAAAAGAAAAAAAAGCCUGUGGAUGGAAGCCCUAAUUUCUGAGCUCAAAAAAUAGACCGGGAAUGCUGUGAAUAUCAGUUGGCGGACGGUUCAGGAGGGUGGAUUGGAGCGAACAGAUAAGCUAUUAAUUUUUAAAAAAAUGGAAAUGAAGAAGAAGAAGUUGGUUACGAGAGGAGAGCUAUUAGACCGAUGGAGGGGUAUCGAAGAAGAAGACGAUGAUGAGCAGGGUCAAGACCUUCACAAGCGUCGCCGUCUCCGCCAACUCAAACAAGCAUGGUUUUCUGAUGCAUUCAACUUUUUAAUUGGCUUGCCCGACGACAAUCAUAUUUGGUGCAGCUCUUGGGAUUUGAUGGGACCUCUUCUGGAGACUUUCUAUAAUUAUUCUAUAGAUGAGCCUCAUGGUUCGCCUCUUAAGAUUUUGUGGACUAGGAUUUCUGAAGAAAUGCGACAUUGCACUCAAUGCAUCUCUCAGCACCAUCGCACCCAGGAUAUGUAUCAUAUGGAUUAUGAUCCCAGUUCCAUUGGACCUCUUCUGGAAGUAGUCCGUACUCUUGAUGAAGAAAGAAUAAGUAAAAAUCUGAAAGAGAUUAAUGCAAAAGUAGCUCAGGGGGAGUUGGAUCCAGCAUGUACUAAUGCUGAAGUUGUUUGUGUGAUGUUUGAGGUUUUGAUGUUUCCCUUCUUGUUGGAUGAUCAAUCUUUGGCUACUGAAUUUGAAAAGUUCAUUGAAGCAAUUGAUAGCUCUCACGAACUGACAUUGGCCGGACAUCAGCAGUAUCCAGGAGUUUAUGCAUUACUUUUCCUUAAAAGCAGAAGAACACGUUCUAUUGGUUUUCGGCUGGCUGCACAAAUGGGUAAUGUAAGGAGAUCAGCUGACUUGGAUCCUCUGCAGCCUUUGCUGAAGAAAUGUGUUAGUCUUCUGGAGACUGAAAUAGUGCCAUCAACUACUGAGACUUCUAGACCUAGGGUGCAGCUGGACCGAAUAACUGUAUGGCUCGGGAUUAAAGCAUUGCUUGGGUUCUUAGAACCUCCAGCAUUUGAGGAAGGGAUAUUAGACCGCUACCCUGUUUUUUUGAGUGUCGUACUUAACCAAAUUAGUGAUGAUCUUGAAUUUUCUCACGCUGUUAAUUGCCUGAGGCUGCUUUUCCAAAUGCUUGGAUAUAAGCUUUGGUGGAGAUCAACAUUGUCUCCAAGUGUUAUGUGUAAUACAUUGCUAGGUCAAUGUUUUCAUACUCGUAAUGAGAAAAGCCACAAAGAAAUUUUUGAUCUUUUCCAGCCUUUUUUGCAGUCUCUUGAAGCUUUACAAGAUGGAGAGCAUGAAAUGCAACGGAGGCAUCUUCUUUACUUCCUUUUGCAUCAAGUGACCGUGAGUAGUAACUUCAGUGUACUGAUGCGAAAAAAGGCUUGUCAGAUUGCUCUUCUCAUUGUUCACCGAGGUUACAAGAUUAACCCCCCUUGCCCACCUUAUGAAUGUGCGCACAUGUGGUGCCCUUCUCUUGUCUCUUCUUUGAAGGAUUCAUCCCUUCAUAUCUCACUGAGACAACCAGCCUUGGAUCUUAUUCAAACAGUUGUAAUUUCUGAUGCUUCUGCUUUGGUUGCCACAAUUUUGAACAAUCAUUUGCUCUCAUGUAACGAAAAAGUUGUGCCUGUUGAGGCUAAUGAUGAAAAUGACAACAAUGAAGAGCUCCUUAUUGGUGAAGAUAUUGAAGAGAAGUACACAAGUUGUUGGAAUGAAUUCCAUCUGCAGAUGAAAAAUACUACACUGACAUAUAGGGAGUGGCUGUGCAUUCCAAUGCUAUGGUUUGAUGUUCUAGUUGGAAUUGAUCCUUUGAUCCUUCCGGUAUCAUUUUCCAAAGCUGUUUUUUGGGCUCUAUCUCGUUUCUCUAUGGUAGAGGCAGAGUAUAGCAUCCGAAUGUCAGUUUCAAUAGGGGAUUUGCUGACAACCUGUGCUUCAGAAAUUUCUCAUCUUUUUGGUUGGAAGAUCCCUUCUGGUUCUGACGAUGGUGGAGAUAGAGCAGAGUCCAAAAACUCCAUUGGUGUCUCAAAAAUGUAUAUUCCUCUCAUAAGGACAUUUAGGAGGUUGGCUUCCCACUAUAUUUUCAGAAUGGAGCAAAGUGAACUGAAGAAGCAGUGGACUUGGGAGCCAGGGAUGGCUGAUAGUCUGAUUCUUUUUCUUGUUGAUCCAAAUGAUAAUGACAGACAAGUGAGUAGGCUUAUCCUUGAGCAAUUUUCAGGCGAAAAGGGCCUUACUUCUGGUCUGCGGUUUCUCUGUUCGAGCCAAUCUUCAUUGGCAGCCAUCUUUCUGGGGUUGAGGCAUGCCCUGAAACUGGUUCACUUGGAUGCUGUGUUGCUGAACUUUCAAACGCUACACCAUUUCUUCUUUGUGCUAUGCAAAUUAAUUAAAGAAGGAAAUUCAUGUAGAGAUCCAAUUGCUCGGGGUUCUCGAGGAGAUUUAAAUGUUCCAGAGUUUUCUUCCCUAGGUGGAUUUUUAAGGCAGCCUGUAAUUAAUCUGAGAAAGGACGACCUAAAUUCAUCUGUUGUCAAUUCUACAGUCUGGGAGAAAUUCUGUUGCUCAAUAUCAGAAAUGGCAUGGCCAUCUGUGAAGAAGUGUUUGGCUGAAGGCAAGGCAUUCAAAGAUGAUAAAAUAUCUCAGAUGACAAGUGUCCGUCUACUUGAGAUCCUUCCUAUUAUAUUUGGUGAACUUUAUCCAAAUUCAGGCCUCACAAUGAAAGCUAUAACUGACAUGAAGUGGCUUCAUGAUUUCAUGGAUUGGGGUAGGUCAUCACUUGCUGUGGUGGCUAGAUACUGGAAACAAGCUCUAGUUUCUUUGCUGGGUGUGCUUAAGAAGUCAUGCAGUCAAAAUACUGCUUGUGCAAUUAGGGCUGUGGAGAGGCUCAUCUCAUCAGAUAAUGUUGCAAUGGAUGAAAUGAAUGAUCAAGUCACAUGCCUCUCUCUUUCAUUGGUGGAUGACGGUUCUUCUGCAUUAAAUAAAUCAAACAUGAAACCCAAAUCAAUAUUCUCUGAAGAGCUAUUGGACGGGCAAAAUUGUUUGCUUGAAAAUGUGAAAUUGUUAUCCUCGAAUGCUGUAGAAGAACAUAUGACAGGCUUGGAUGGAUUAAUUGGUAGAGAGAGGGAUAAUGGGAUAAUUCUUCUGGAUGAUGAUGAAAAACCAGCAAUUUCUGCUGUUGAGAAGAUUCAAUCUUAUCUUGGGUUGACUCAAGAUAGUUUUGAUAAUAAGGCUUUUUCUUCUGUUCCUAUGGAAAGAACUUUGCAUUGUAAUGAAGAAAAUAAUUCUACGACUGGUUGUUUGGGAUAUUCAUCAGAAACUCUUUGCGAAGGAAGUAUAGAGGGUUUUUCACCUAUCAUUCAGAAGCUGGAGAUGGAUAAAACUGAAGGCAGAGAGUGGCCUGCACCUGACUUGAUGUUUAAGUCCAUCGAGAGUAAGGAAAAAGAGAUUAGCCCUAAACACAAUAAGAAUUACUUUUGUCCUCCACAAAAUGUAUCUGACUUAAAGUCAUCGGAUGAAAGUGUAGAUUCAGGGGGAACUGGUUCUUCCAAGUCUCAACUUGGUUGGAAAAUGAAAGCACCAGUUGGUACAAGUAAUAUCUUUAACAGCAACAGCAAGGACCACAAAAGCGAUGACAAAGUUCUAGAAAAAAGUCAUCUAGUCACAAACAAGGUAUUACAUCAUGAUAGAGAAGAUGAUUCAUGGGAUUUUUCGUUUUUCAAGUCAGCAAGGCCUCACAAAUCACUGUUAUCCAAACCAAGCAACCCUGGUGCUAAACGACAAGUCAUUCAACUCAACUUACCCAUGCAAAACAGGUCUGGGAGCUGGAGGCUGAAUCUUGAAAAGGGAAGAUUUAAGGCUCCCAGGCUUGAUGAUUGGUAUAAGGCAAUUCUAGAGUUGGAUUACUUUGUGACAGUUGGAUUAGCAUCAGAAGACAAAGGUGGGAAUAGGAAGUUUGGCAAAUUGAAGGAGGUCCCUGUUUGUUUUAAAUCACCUGAUGAAUAUGUUGAAAUUUUUCGUGCACUAGUACUAGAAGAAUUUAAGGCACAGCUUCACAGUUCUUUUCAGGAGAUGACAUCUUUAGAUGAGAUGUGUUAUGGAGGUAUUUCUGUGCUGUCUGUUGAGCGAAUUGAUGAUUUUCAUAUGGUUCGCUGUGUCCAUGAUGAAGCUGAAUCCUCGGGUUCUAGGAGCUUCUUGGAGAAUGAUCUCAUAUUGCUUACUAGGCAACCAUUGCCACGUUCUUUCCAUGGGGACAUUCACGUGGUUGGGAAGGUUGAAAAGCGUGAAAUAGACAUUAAAAGAAGAUCAAGUGUCUUAGUUCUCAGACUGUAUCUGCAAAAUGGAUCUUCUCGUCUUAAUCGAGCUAGAAAGUUUCUUGUUGAACGAAGUAAAUGGUGCAUUAGUCACAUUAUGAGCAUUACACCUCAACUCCGAGAAUUCCAAGCAUUGUCAUCAUUAAGAGAAAUUCCUUUGCUUCCUGUUAUCUUGAAUCCAGCCUGUCAUACUGGUGUUAAUAAUUCUAGAAGAGAAAAUCUUGGCAGAUUGUCUCAGCCUUUGCAGCAGGUUUUAAGGUCCUCAUAUAAUGGCUCUCAACUGCAAGCUAUCUCUGCUGCUAUUGGAUCAUUUGAUUUGAAAAAGGAUUUUGAAGUGUCCCUUGUACAGGGUCCACCAGGGACUGGUAAGACUAGAACAAUUUUGGGAAUUGUGAGUGGUUUGCUAGCAUUUUCCCGGACUAGGGAUAAGAAAAGAACGGGAAGUCGGGAUCCAUCUUGUACGACUAGCUCUGACAUGCAUUCCAGAUCACAGAUCAAUCAGUCUGCUGCGAUUGCAAGGGCAUGGCAGGAUGCAGCAUUGGCCAAGCAACUACAUGAAGAGGAAGACAGGAGCACCAAGUCCUCUGGCAGUUGCAGUAGAGGACGGAUUCUCAUCUGUGCUCAAUCCAAUGCUGCAGUUGAUGAGUUAGUGUCUAGAAUAUCAACUGAAGGGCUUUAUGGUUGUGAUGGACUGAUAUAUAAACCAUAUCUUGUUAGAGUUGGCAAUAUCAGGACUGUUCAUCCGAAUUCACUGCCUUACUUUAUUGACACACUUGUUGAUCAGCGUGUGGUUGAGGAGACUGCGAAUGAUGGAAAGACUGAGAUUGGUGUGGACUCAGUCUCAGUUCUUCGUUCUAAUCUGGAGCGUUUAGUUGAUCAAAUCAGAUUUUAUGAAGCCAAGCGUGCGAACUUGGUGGGUAGAGAUCCAGAUACAAGAAGACAAUUAGAAGGGAGUGUUAAAGGUGAUGACUUGAAGGAGCCAAUUGAUACAGAAAUUGAAGCAAAGCUGAAAAGAUUGUAUGAGAAAAAGAAAGCAUUCUAUAAAGAUCUUUCCCAUGCACAAACUCAGGAGAAAAAGGCCAGUGAAGAAAGCAAAGCUCGUAAACAGAAGUUGCGAAGGGCUAUAUUGAAAGAAGCUGAAGUUGUCGUGACUACACUGAGUGGCUGUGGUGGAGAUCUUUAUGGGGUUUGUGCUGAAUCUAUCUUGAGCCAUAAGUUCAGCAGUUCAACAGAAAGCACCCUAUUUGAUGCUGUUGUAGUAGAUGAAGCAGCACAAGCCCUUGAACCUGCUACAUUGAUUCCUCUUCAGCUGUUAAAGUCAAAGGGAACCAGAUGUAUAAUGGUUGGUGAUCCCAAACAGCUUCCUGCUACAGUUCUUUCUAACAUUGCCAGCAAAUAUUUAUAUCAGUGCAGCAUGUUUGAACGUUUGCAACGUGCUGGUCAUCCUGUUGUGAUGCUUACCCAACAGUAUAGGAUGCACCCGGAGAUAUGUCGCUUUCCUUCGUUGCACUUCUAUGAUGGGAAGUUGAAAAACGGCGACCAGAUGUCCAGCAAAGCUGCAGUCUUCCAUGAGACUGAGGGCCUUGGCCCUUACAUGUUCUUUGAUGUCGUUGAUGGACAGGAAAGUCAUGGUAAGAACACUGGUUCGCUAUCCCUCUACAAUGAAUGUGAGGCUGAUGCUGCUGUUGAAGUACUAAGACAUUUUAAGAAGAGGUACCCAUUGGAAUUUGUCGGUGGAAGGAUUGGUGUAAUAACUCCAUACAAGCGUCAACUUUCUGUUUUGCGUUCACGAUUUUCCAGUGCAUUUGGUUCUUCUAUUUCAGCUGAAAUGGAGUUUAAUACAGUUGAUGGUUUUCAAGGUCGAGAGGUUGACAUCUUGGUACUUUCCACGGUUAGAGCAGCUGAACAUCAGGCAUCCAGAUUGAGUUCUAGCAGUAUUGGAUUCGUUGCUGAUGUUAGACGCAUGAAUGUUGCUCUCACAAGGGCCAAAUUUUCCUUGUGGAUUUUGGGAAAUGCAAGAACGUUGCAGACAAACGAGAACUGGGCUUCUCUCCUGAAGGAUGCUAAAGAAAGAAAUUUGGUAACACAAGUUAGAAGACCAUACAACAAUCUUAUCUUCAAUUCAGCUUCACAUGAAAUUCCUCCCGACGAAGGUCCUGGGAAUCAUUUGAGGCAGCUGCAGCACGUCAAUAAGGUAAAAGCAGUUGCCAAGCAUGCUGAUGUGCAAAACAAAAGGGCCAAAGAUAUAUCUGAAAAGAAGAGAAAAUACAUUAUGAGUGAAGCACCUGUUGAUGCUGUGACAGGUGAAAUUGAGCAUGUUGUACCGUCUGUAAAAACCGUUGCACAAAGCAAAAUAAGAGUCACGAACAAAAAUAAUUCUCCGUUGGUAAAGGAUUUUGCAUCUGUUUUUGUUGAAAAUAGCGGGGGCCAAAUAUGCCAGGGUUUGAAGCCUUCCAUUGAUAGAAGUCAAGCCGGGAAUGAGGGAACUUCUGGUAGAAGGAUUAGCCCAAUGAAAAUUAAGAGUAUGGAACUCAAUUCACCAGAUGGAAAUAUGGGUGGAAAUUCGAGCAAUGACCAAGAGCAUUUGGAGAAAGUGAUAUGUGAGAAUCGUAGACAUUUGAAACGUCAAGCAUCCCGAAGGCGUUUAGGUCCUUCCAAGCAUCAAAGAAGUUCGCUGAUGAUGGACACAGGCGUAACAUCUCCUGAAGGAAGCCUGAGUGCAGACAGAGGUUACGUUGAGAAAGCUUCAGGUCAAGUAGAAUUGCCUAAUGAUACAAUUUUGAAAAGAAAACAACAACGUGAUGCUGUUGAUGCUCUUCUUUCUUCUGCUCUUAUAUCGUCAAAGAAGCCCGAAUCCUCAGCAAAAUCUGUGCCCGUUAGGACGCUUUCCUCAACUAGUGUUGAAGGUGGUGUAAUCCGGACCCGAAAAUUGGGAAAAGCCCCACAUAAAGAUACUCAUAUUCCAGCCACGUCCCCCAUAAUUUCAAGGAAAGAAGAAAUACUUGAUGAAAGAUAGUCUAGCUUCGAAGGUGUAAUACUUUUACUGGACUGGCUGGAGAGUUAACCAAGCAUGAGAAAAAACUAAAUCUGGAGAAGAAAACAAAGAAGUUGCCAUAUAAAACUUCUGGCUGCUGAAGAAGGGAAGAUGUCAUUUAGCUCUUAUUGACACACCCACGAUCACUUCUAAAGUUGAUGCUCUUGUGGAAUUAUUUAAUUCCGUAAUCAGGCUCGUGAUCACAAGAGGGAGAAGGCUGUGGACUUUAAGGGGACUGAGGUGAUGUGAUAUCUUCAAAGGACCUUGUGUACGUGAUAAUAGUGGCUUUGCUGCAAUCUUUCAGCUUUAAUCUGUCUUUCCAGGAAAAAGAUUGGCGCUCGUCUUGGCAAAGGCAAGCUGUUGCUUCUGCUUUCUGGUGGGUUAGAUUUGUUUCGCAUGGCUAAUGUUUUCAAGAUUCUGCUUAAUUGAUAGAGACAUUAGUCACGCGACUUUGAGGUCAUUGGUUUGAGUCUCAAUUCUCAAGCCCCCCCUCUCUCUUUCCUCUUUUUUCCCGCGCAAGGCUUGAAGUCUUCCUUGGGAGGGGACUCAAUUGUUGGUCUUGUAUAGUAGCCUUCCAAAUUUAACGAAUCAACCUCAGUUGCGUUGGUUGUCCUCGGCCAAAUCUUGUGUGGUACCAAUGCAAAUAUUAGAAACCAAUGCAUGAGAGACUCAAAAGUUAAUUUUCAUAAUGUGGGAAUUUCAGUUA
Messenger RNA from Coffea arabica (coffee), 8282 nucleotides. RefSeq lists its product as uncharacterized. Gene Ontology annotation, molecular function: helicase activity. The record is from RefSeq and is a predicted model, not a curated record. Lineage: Eukaryota; Viridiplantae; Streptophyta; Magnoliopsida; Gentianales; Rubiaceae.